ACCUCUUUCUCUAUUAACUCUUUUUUUUUUCAUCUCGAUAAAAUGACAAGCACCGAAUUCAGUAGUCCCUUAAGAAAGUACAAGCUUGUUUUCCUUGGUGAACAAAGUGUUGGCAAGACCUCACUUAUUACCCGUUUUAUGUACGACACCUUUGAUAAUACAUACCAGGCUACAAUCGGUAUUGAUUUCUUGUCGAAAACCAUGUAUUUGGAAGAUAAAACGGUGCGUCUGCAAUUGUGGGACACGGCUGGACAGGAACGUUUCCGUAGUUUGAUUCCCAGUUACAUCCGAGACUCGUCGGUUGCUGUAAUUGUCUAUGAUAUAUCUAAUCGUCAGUCCUUUAUGAAUACGUCCAAGUGGAUCGAUGAUGUGAGAGCAGAAAGAGGAGAUGAUGUGAUCAUUGUACUUGUUGGCAACAAAUCCGACCUGAGUGACAAGAGAGAGGUUACGGUCGAAGAUGCCGAGAAGCGAUCCAAGGAAUUGAAUGUGAUGUUUAUUGAAACCAGUGCUAAAGCAGGACAUAAUGUCAAGUCGUUAUUUAGAAAGAUUGCUCAGUCAUUGCCUGGCAUCGAUGGUAAUGGUCCUAACGAUCACAGGGAUCAAAUGCAAAAGAUAAAUCUUAAUACCACCGAGACAGAAGCAAGUUCAUGUGCAUGUUAAAAAAAAAAAAUUACUUAUCUUUAAUCUACCGUUAAUCUUUUUUUUUUCUGGGCUUAUCAAUAAAGUAACCUAAUAAAUCCCGCCUUUUUUUUUCUUUUGA
Molecule: messenger RNA, 760 nt
Organism: Mucor mucedo
Lineage: Eukaryota; Fungi; Mucoromycota; Mucoromycetes; Mucorales; Mucoraceae
Product: ras family-domain-containing protein
Exons: 7
Coding region: 43-660 (205 amino acids)
Molecular function (GO): GTP binding; GTPase activity
Source: RefSeq, a predicted model, not a curated record